AUCUGUCAGAAUAGGAAAAAAAUUGAAUUAAUUGUCUAUUGACCAAAAUUCACAAAAGAAGCAUGACGAUGAAGUUGUUCUAUUGGUUUAUUUAUUAAGAAAUUCAAGAGCAUAAUAGUUUCGACAGCUGCCCCGUACUUUUACUGUGACACACUACUAAUUUUCAAUACGGCAUGAUGGUGGAGGGCUCGGCAUUUACUCGGAACGAUGUGUUCCAAAUGGCUAUACGUGUGGCGUUCGUAUCUGCAGUCACAUAUUUCUCCAUAAAGUGGCUCGUCAACCAGAUCGAUCCGACUUCCAAGAGCCGGAAGAAGGCCGAGGAAAGAGCCCGGGAGCAGUUACGCAAGGUGUCUUGCAGAGCCGGGCUCAGCGGGAAGCACGCGCUGGCCCUGGACAAGCUCACUGACCACGAGAUGAUCAUCGCGUCGCAGCUGGUUGUGCCCGAUGAGAUCAAUGUGAACUGGAAAGACAUAGCCGGCCUAGACAACUUAAUCCAGGAGUUGCGCGAGACGGUGAUCCUGCCGAUCCAGAAGCGCGACCUGUUCGCCGACAGCCGCCUCACGCAGCCGCCGAAGGGGGUGCUGCUGCAUGGACCCCCAGGUUGCGGCAAGACCCUGAUCGCCAAAGCGACGGCUAAAGAGGCGCACAUGAGUUUCAUCAACCUUGACGUGUCUUUACUCACGGACAAGUGGUACGGGGAGACGCAGAAGCUGGCCGCUGCCGUGUUCAGUCUAGCGGUUAAACUGCAGCCGUGUAUUGUUUUUAUUGACGAGAUCGAGUCGUUUCUGCGUACGCGCACGGCGCACGACCACGAAGCAACGGCGAUGAUGAAGACGCAAUUCAUGUCGCUGUGGGACGGGCUCAUCACCGACCCCGCCUGCACUGUCAUCAUCAUGGGAGCGACGAACCGGCCGCAGGACCUGGACAAGGCGAUCCAGCGCCGCAUGCCCGCCACCUUCCACGUGCCCAUGCCGAGCGACGCGCAGCGCGAGCGCAUCCUGCAGCUCAUCCUGCGCUCCGAGCCCGUGGCGCCCGACAUCGACUUUAAGCGCCUAGCGUCGGCCACGGAAGGCUUCUCGGGCUCGGACCUACAUGAACUGUGUCGCCAGGCCGCCGUGUACAGAGUGCGGGACUUAGCACGUGACGAGAUGCGCCGCGACAACGAACAGAGCAAAACCAGCCAGAAAUCAAACCACACAGAAUCCGACGACGAAUACGUAGACGCCGUGCGCCCAAUCACCAUGGAGGAUCUACGCCUCUCUCUGGCAAAACUAAGGGAGUCCAAACUGCACUGCGGCACUCUCCCUCCAAACAUGCGGAUAGAGCUUGACUAGACCCUAUAAUAAAGGGGUAGAGUCGACUUUGGAACGCCAUGGGACUGUAAGAAUUGUAACUUAGUACUCAGUUUCUUUCUUUCUUCUUUCAGUUAGAUAACAGACUCUUUUCCCGGGGAGCAAAGUCGACUUUAGAAUGCCGUGGGACUGUAACACGUCUGUAGUAGAUCGACUCGACUAGAUUAGUUCUCGAUUAGACUCUCUCCCCAAUGGAUAAAGUUUACUUUAGAACGGCAUGGAACUGUGUAUACCAAGUUUUGUAUGGAUUCUGUCCUCUGGGGGAUGAGUCGACUUUGGAACGCCAUGGGACUGUAAGAAUUGUAACUUAGUACUCAGUUAAAUAACCGACUCUUUUCCCGGGGAGUAGAGUCGAUUUUCCAAUGCCGUGAUACUGUAACACGUCUGUAGCAUAUAACUUUACUAGAUUAGUUCUCGAUUAGACUCUUCCCGAUGGAUAAAGUUUACUUUAGAACGGCAUGGAACUGUGUAUACCAGUUUUGUAUUUGCAUAGAUCGUCCUUGGGGGAUGAGUCGACUUUGGAACGCCAUGGGACUGUAAGAAUCGUAACUUAGUACUCAAUUAGAUAAUCGACUGUUUUCCCGGGGAGUAAAGUCGACUUUAGAAUGCCGUGGAACUGUGUAAACCAAGUGUAGUAUAGUACUGGAUUAGACUCUUUUUCCUGGGGAAUAAAGUCGACUUUGGAACGCCAUGGGACUGUAAGAAUUGUAACUAAGUACCCAAUUAGAUAAUCGACUUUUUUCUCGGGGAGUAGAGUCGAUUUUGCAAUGCUGUGGAACUGUGCAACACGUUUGUAGUAUAUUACUUUACUAGAUUAGUUCUCGAUUGGAUUCUCUCCCCGGGGGAUAAAGUUUACUUUAGAACGGCAUAUAACUGUGUGUACCAAGUUUUGUAUUUGCAUAGACCGUCCUUGGGGGAUGAGUCGACUUUGGAACGCCAUGGGACUGUAAGAAUUGUAGCUUAUUACUCAAUUAGAUAAUCGACUCUUUUCCCGGGGAGUAAAGUCGAUUUUACAACGCCGUGGAACUGUGCGACACGUUUGUAGCAUAUUACUAUACUAGAUUAGUUCUCGAUUGGAUUCUCUCCCCGGGGGAUAAAGUUUACUUUAGAACGGCAUGGAACUGUGUGUACCAAGUUUUGUAUGGGCUCUGUCCCCGGGGGAUAAAGUCGACUUUGGAACGCCAUGGGACUGUAAGAAUUGUAACUUAGUACUCAAUUAGAUAAUCGACUCCUUUCCCGGGGAGUAGAGUCGACUUUGCAAUGCCGUGAGACUGUAACACGUCUGUAGUAUAUUACUUUACUAGAUUAGUUCUCGAUUAGACUCUUCCCGGUGGAUAAAGUCUACUGUAGAACAGCAUGGAACUGUGUGUACCAAGUUUUGUAUGGACUCUGUCCUCUGGGGAUAAAGUCGACUUUGGAACGCCAUGGGACUGUAAGAAUUGUAACUUAGUACUCAAUUAGAUAAUCGACUCCUUUCCCGGGGAGUAGAGUCGACUUUGCAAUGCCGUGAGACUGUAACACGUCUGUAGUAUAUUACUUUACUAGAUUAGUUCUCAAUUAGACUCUCUCCCCGAUGGAUAAAGUUUACUUUAGAACAGCAUGGAACUGUGUGUACCAAGUUUUGUAUGGACGCUGUCCUCUGGGGAUAAAGUCGACUUUGGAACGCCAUGGGACUGUAAGAAUUGUAACUUAGUACUCAGUUAAAUAACCGACUCUUUUCCCGGGGAGUAGAGUCGAUUUUCCAAUGCCGUGAGACUGUAACACGUCUGUAGUAUAUUACUUUACUAGAUUAGUUCUCAAUUAGACUCUCUCCCCGAUGGAUAAAGUUUACUUUAGAACAGCAUGGAACUGUGUAUACCAAGUUUUGUAUGGACUCUGUCCUCUGGGGAUAAAGUCGACUUUGGAACGCCAUGGGACUGUAAGAAUUGUAACUUAGUACUCAGUUAAAUAAUCGACUGUUUUCCCGGGGAGUAGAGUCGACUUUGCAAUGCCGUGAUACUGUAACACGUCUGUAGCAUAUUACUUUACUAGAUUAUUUCUCGAUUAGACUCUUCCCGGUGGAUAAAGUCUACUGUAGAACAGCAUGGAACUGUGUGUACCAAGUUUUGUAUGGACUCUGUCCUCUGGGGAUAAAGUCGACUUUGGAACGCCAUGGGACUGUAAGUAUUGUAACUCGAUUAGUUAUUUGACUCUUUUCCCGGGGAGUAAGGUCGAUUUUGCAUUGCCGUGGGACUGUGCAACACGUUUGUAGUAUAUUACUUACCAAGUUUUGUAUGGACUCUGUCCCCGGGGGAUAAAGUCGACUUUGGAACGCCAUGGGACUGUAAGAAUUGUAACUUAGUACUCAAUUAGAUAAUGGACUCUUUUCCCGGGGAGUAAAGUCGACUUUAGAAUGUCGUGGAACUGUGUAAACCAAGUGUAGUAUACUCCAUUAAGACUCUUUUCUUGGGGAAUAAAGUCUACUUUGGAACGCCAUGGGACUGUAAGUAUUGUAACUAAGUACUCGAUUAGUUCGAUUAGAUUCGACUCUUUUCCCGAAGAGUAGAGUCGAUUUUGCAAUGCCGUGAGACUGUAACACGUCUGUAGUAUAUUACUUUACUAGAUUAGUUCUCAAUUAGACUCUCUUCCCGGUGGAUAAAGUCUACUUUAGAACGCGGAAUUGUUUUAGACUCUGUCCUCGGGGUGUAGAGUCGUCUUUGCAAUGCCAUGGGACUGUGACAUGUAACUUUGUAUUCGAUUAGUCUCUAUCUUUGGAUGAUAAAGUCGACUUUAGAAUGGCACGAGACUGCACCACAAUAGACAUGUUGACACCACCAAUCAAUUGACGUACUGUUUAAAACUGUCAAAACGAAACUAUCCCAUAGAUUUUGUAUGGCACUACAAGCAAGUGACGUCACUAUUUUGUCAACUCAAUCAAACUAAUUUUUUCAAUUACAAUGCGAACAAAAAUCGUAAUUUACUGGUAAUUUAAAAUGUAUUAAGUUUUUAAGACCAGAAUGAAGGGUCUUUUUAGAAAAGUUGUGGUUUCGAAUUAUUGGGGUAUGGUGUCAAAAUGUCUAUUUGUAACUUAGAACUCAACUGCACCCUAUCCUCGGGGGAUAAAGUCUACUUUUAAACGCCAUAGGCAUGUGUGACACAAUUGUAGUAUAGUACUCGAUUUAAGAUCCUAUCUCCAGGAAAUAGAGUCGACUUUGGAAUGCGAUGUGAAAGUGUAACUUGUGUAAAGUCGAAUUGAUUGAAGGUAACUGUGUGAGUGAACUUUUCGCCUUUUUUGUCUCGUGACGUCAUUGUUGCCAUGCUAAAGUACCGGUUUUUUGUUUGAGAUUGGAAGAUCUAUGGUAUAACAGUGUUGCCAUGUUGAAAUAACGGUUUUGAGAAAAUAUUUAUGAGUGUAGCAAUACUGUAAGUAAAUUGUUGACUGGAAAUCACGUCAUUACCUAUCGUUUAACGUGGUCAACUCAUAAACCCAAAGUUCCUUAACCUUUAACUAUGGACGUCGGGUCUCAGAGGCCCACCCCCCUUUCCGAUUUCUCGGUUUAAACACCUUCCCGGCACGUGUUGCUCUCGACCAUCUCAGUAGCUUCAGUUUUAACUGUGUUUGGAUCGAGGAGGCAUAAACCAAACUAUGGACUACUUUUGUCUGAAAAUAAAUGAUUUUUAUUUUAUUUUUUAUUUAUAAAAUCUCGUCUUCCAGCACCUAUUACGUGAGUAAUAACCAUUCAAAAUUUUGUCCGGGUCUGGGAGACCCGAUGACUAUAAUUUCCAUACAAACAUACUUGUAUGGAUGUGACUUGUCAACUAUAAUUUUUUUAUAUUAUAUUAUUAUAAUCUUAAGUAAAUUGUUCUAGUUUAAGAAUACAUAAUGGCAGAAAGUAUCUGAGUACAUCAGCUAUAUUAUUAGCCCAACUAUCUAAAGAACAUUUCAGGAGUAAGGUAUUACUUGUAGACGAUUCUGCUUUUGAGUUUAGAUGUCUUAGAAUUCACCAUUGCUGCAGAUUCCGAUUCUGAAUAGUGUACAUUUUGCCUACUAAAGCUCUCAAAGAAAGAUAACACAUGCCUGUAGAAAUAAUUUGUCUUUAGUGUUCUAGGCCACUGUGUAUAAUUUUAGUAACUUCAACCCUUGUCAAAAUUUUUAUUUUAUGUCCCUCAGAAAUUCUGUUCAUGUUUUUAUGUUACAUGGUUAUUAAUUAGCAAAGAAAAAAAUAUUACUUUAAUUUAUUAAUGAUCGACUGUAAUCAAGGAGCCUAUAUGUGAUGGCAAGUCAAUUUACACUGAAAAAUGUCUAAGUUUUUUAAAUUUGCAAAAAAAUAAUUAAAUGAUGGUUAAAUUUUGAUUACAUUUACUACUAAAUCCUUUAUUAAUAGUUAUUAGAUAUAUAUCAACUCUUUAAUAAAUUCAAAUUGAUUCAGAUAUGAAAAUAAGAAGAAUGUUAGAUAGGGGUCUGUGAGACCCGACGUCCAUGGGAGUGUGAUUAUUUUUUCACGUCCAUAGUUAAAGGUUAAUACUGCACUAUUUAUGUCUAAUAUUUGUACUAUAAAUCACUAACAUGUAUGCAUGAAACAGAUUUUUACAGAUUUACUAGUCCAUGAAUCAUAUAAUUUACGAUCAUCUUGACCUAUUUAAUUUGUGACCUUAGUUGGCGAAUCUUGAAGUUUGAUUGCGGCCUUAUAAUCGGCAUUGUAGUUUUUGGACGAUGAAGAAGUUUAGUAUCCUUGUUGGAUCAUAUAAGCACAAAAUGUUUUAAAGCUGAAAUUCGGUUCUUAAAUUAUUUCUUUAAGAGUCUAUAGUCGAAAUGAAAUUGUUCAACUUCUUGUCGCGUCGACAACAAACCUACACAGUGGCAGCCUAAAACUCCGCCACAGGAGUGGCGUUGUCAGUAGACUUCAUUAAUAUCUUCCUUCGUGCAGUUGUUUGGGCACGAAAUGGGCAUGAAAUUGUUGUUAAAUAGUAGUUUAAAACUUCAAAAUCAUUGCUUCUACAGCUUGAAAAUAUCAAUAUGGAGCAAUAUUCGUUGUUACCAGUAAAUGUAAGUGUUAUGUUUAAAUACAUAUCUAAAAUGUGAGUGUGAUGUGUUGGUACUUAGAAAAGUGUGAUUUGUUGUGAAUCACAUUGUUUAUCUGGGUAAUUCAACCGUGAAUAUCCGAAGUUCAGACCAGUGUUGAAGUGAGUUUCCAUCAGAAGUGAUUUUGUGUGAAAAAUGUAUUUAUUUGUUUGUUGCUCCGAAACAGCUGCGUCCACCGAAAACUAAGUAACUAUUUCAUGUGUGAUUGAGCAUUGAUUAGCCUGUUGGGACCUUACUGUAUUUCCUGAACACUAUAAUCCGGGCGUUUUCAAGGCGAGAGUGAAUAGGCACUUACAGGGCAGAUAUGUACCAUCCUAGACUGCAUCUCACUUAACACCAGGUGCGAUUGCGGUCAAAUACCUGCCUUGGCUAGCAUAAAAAAAAAAAAAAAAAACUUUCAGACUGGUUAGUGGAAUAUAAUAAUUACGAACUACUAAGAUGAUAGUGUGGCAAAAUGGAAACAUUUUUGCAUUAAACACAAUGACGACAUAUAUGUGAAUUACACACAAAAAAAAGGCAAUAGACAAUUACUAUUAGCAAUAGCUGAUGCUGAAAUAAAAAACGGGGGAUAAAUUGCAAUAGGACAUAAUAUUAUUGGGUGCAUGAAUGAAAUGACAAAGAUAUUGGAUUCUAAAGUAGAUAGGGCCUAGAUUUUAGAUAAAUAAAUAUUCUAGAACAUAACAGCUAUGAAUGAAUGUUAAUCCAGUUUAUGCUGCUUUCUUAAGACAUCUUGUCUAAUUUUUGUAUGUUUAAUGAUGUAAAAUCUAGUACCAAUUGAACGUCACUGAGAAAUAAGUUCAUAAAUCGUCAUUUCGAUCUUGAUAUAAGUAGAUUCAGAGAACUGGUGUAAAAUUAUACGGCGUUUUCCAAACGUAAAAUGAAAUUGCAUAGUUGUAAAUAUUUUGCUAGGUUUGUUUUUAUUUAAAAUAUAUUAUUGUAUAUUAUUCGCAGCGCCUAGAGAAACCAAGUUAUGCUCGACCAUAUUUAACUGUAUAAUUGGAAAAUGGAUUGUUAAAAUAUAGUUAUUAAUCAUAAACAGAUACUAAAUUAUAAUGAUUUCACAUAGUUUUGUUGUGUAUAUUUUGAUAUUAGAUAUUUGGUCAAACCGCGAUUGAAUAUGUACCUGAAAGAUAUAUUUGAAAAUAAAAGAUAUUAGAAAUUGAUAUUAUGAAGUUUUAAAUUAUGAAUUAAUAAAAUCAAAUCGUUUAUCUCGUGUUUGUAGAUGAUUUAAAAUUAACAGAUAAUAAGAAUAAAAAUAUAAUAUCUAAGUAUCAGGCAAGCAGUAAUUAUCAUCAAUAAGUAGAAUAAAAAUAUGAAACAUAUACUUAUUCAUCUAACAGCUGUCUUUGUUUGUAUAUAGCGUAAAUAUAUCUCAACUAAAUAAAACUUAAAUACAAACUGUAGUUGAAUAAAAAGGUGUUAUAGGUAGUAUUUGAUCUAGGUGCUGUUGCUUCCCAAAAUAAAUAGUAAUGUUGGUUGCGUUACGUAAAUAUCUAUGUAUUUAACUGGUCUUAUAACUGUGUGCAUUUGUAUAUUUAGCUUUCGACUAUUUGGUGCGGGCUGUGUUAAAAUUGUUAAGUUGACUAUUUUGUAUGUUUUGUAAAUUUGUAUUUACCUAGAUUUGUCAUGCAGUUAGAGUAUAAUCAGAGUUAGACAAUAUCGUUUGUUCAUCACUUAUCUAAGACCACAUUGAGAGAUUAUUAUUAAAGUUCACUGAAAUAGGCAUUGUUAUUAUCACUUGGUCCAAUGUAUAAUCCCUAAAUUCUUGAAUAUUUGUCAACAUAGAUCGGAGCUUGUAGCUUAUUGAAAAAUACAUAAGUACAGAUUCUUAUUGUGUAAUUUUGAGGUUACGUCUUAAAAUUAUUGCUUGCUUACUGUUAUCAAGUCAUUACCACAUUUGACGAAUAUUCAAGAAAUUGGAAAUAAUAUUUUUCUUUUUGUUCUUGGUUACGUCUAUGAACUAUAAAAUUGUGAACAUACAUGUGUCGUUACAAUUUAUAAUCAGUGAUUUCAUGCUUUUACAUGUUUGUUUUUGUUUUCUUUUUAUACUUGGUCAAGUUUUUUUUGUUAAAGUUGUAUUUAUUUUCUAAUAUUAUGUUAAAAAGUCUAGAAAUUACCAAUAAUUUUUCAUUAUUCAAAUAUCGGCGCCAUCUAGCGGAGAAAAAAUGAAUUAUUGGUAAUGUCCAGACCUUUUAUUAUUACUCUUGUCCUAAAGCAUUACCUGUAAAGGCAAUUCGUGAUAUUAGGAGUUUUUGUUUGCCUUUUUAUUAAAACAAGAGUGAUGCACUCAUUUCAUCUCUUUCUGACGUAAUCGGAAAGAUAGGGAUGCAACUAGUAGUAGUCGUUAUAGUGAUGUGAUUGCUUUGUAGUUAGUCAACUAUGGGAACUCGGAACCUAAAGGUUUAGUUGACAAGAUUGCAACUUUUAUUAUCUGUAAAAAGCAUUAGGUCGUUAUUUGAUGACGCGAUUAUAAUUAUUGUGUAAAUAAAAGGAUUAAAGUUCGAA
Messenger RNA from Ostrinia nubilalis (European corn borer), 8919 nucleotides. RefSeq names its product outer mitochondrial transmembrane helix translocase (gene nmd). Gene Ontology annotation, cellular component: mitochondrial outer membrane. NCBI's taxonomy places the organism in Eukaryota, Metazoa, Arthropoda, Insecta, Lepidoptera, Crambidae. The record is from RefSeq and is a predicted model, not a curated record. Gene Ontology annotation, molecular function: ATP hydrolysis activity; ATP binding. The transcript has 9 exons. Bases 174 to 1334 code for a protein of 386 amino acids. Gene Ontology annotation, biological process: extraction of mislocalized protein from mitochondrial outer membrane.